AAACAGUUUUUGCCCAAUGUCUUCUCUUGCCACAUGUAUGACAUGUUUUUGGGCAAUCUCGUGACCAAUGGCCGGGCUCUCUGCACAGGAAACAUAUAUCUCCUCCGACUCUGCUUCUUCACUGUCUGCUGCGUCUCGCGCGUUUGGCUGUAGUCGCUCAGUGGCUUUUGCAAACUCGAUCGUGGCCUUAACUGCAACUAUGUCUGCCUUCCACCGGUCCAUCGGUCCGUCGAUACUCUGUCCGCCUUCUUGCUUGCUCGAGUAGCCUCCUAGUGCGUACGACAGCCCUCCAAAUCGCUGCCCGUGCUACUGUCUUUGUUGUGCUCUCUGCUGCCUCCAUCGCCUGCACGCGAAGAGGAAGUGCGCUAUCGACUCUAUGCUCCCGCAAUCGCACAGCGCGGUGUCUGAGGCUUUGAUCUUGUAUAGAUCCUCGUUGAGAAACGUCUUGCCGGUUCGUAGCUGCGUGAGGAUGGCAGCCUCAGCGCUGCUUAGCUGCUGUUACAUCCCUACUGACUUGCCCAGGUGGAACGCUGCGUCAAUCUUCUUGGUGACCAUGCCUGUCUCUGCCGUCCUAUUU
This is a messenger RNA of Periconia digitata, 577 nucleotides long. Lineage: Eukaryota; Fungi; Ascomycota; Dothideomycetes; Pleosporales; Periconiaceae. The record is from the annotation of a GenBank genome assembly.